Hibiscus syriacus is the source of this 850-nucleotide messenger RNA. RefSeq names its product dof zinc finger protein DOF1.4-like. The transcript has a single exon. Gene Ontology annotation, biological process: regulation of DNA-templated transcription. Bases 107 to 847 code for a protein of 246 amino acids. The record is from RefSeq and is a predicted model, not a curated record. Gene Ontology annotation, molecular function: DNA binding; DNA-binding transcription factor activity. Lineage: Eukaryota; Viridiplantae; Streptophyta; Magnoliopsida; Malvales; Malvaceae.
AAAAGCAUCACUGUUAUGCUUAUAAGGAAGAAAACUUAUGAUCAUCACUGGUUUUUGUUCAGUUUGAUUUGAACACUUCGUUCUUCUAACCGAGAGCUUCUUAGAUAUGGGACUGAGUUCUAAGCAGGUUUCUAGCGAUGGCGUCGGAUGGAACCAGGGUCACUCCUUGUUGCAGGCUGCUCAAACGACAGGGCUAACGAAAGCGUCGUCGAUGAAGAGGCGGCGUGAACAAAACCAGCAGCCUGAAUCAGAGCCGCCAUUGAACUGUCCGAGAUGUGAUUCUUCCAACACCAAGUUUUGUUAUUACAACAACUAUAACAAGUCACAACCUAGGUACUUCUGCAAGACUUGUAAAAGACAUUGGACUAAAGGCGGCACUCUUCGCAACGUUCCCGUCGGUGGUGGCCGCAAAAACAAGCGGAUCAAGACGUCCGCCGCCUCCGGUCUUAUCAGUAGGCUCGAUAACUUUAUCGCAGUUCAACCGCAGGACCGUGAUCAGCUUCGUUCAUCAUCUUCGUUCAAUGGGGUUUUCUUGUAUUCUUCUACCAUGUCUCAAGGCUUACAGUUUCCAUUUUCGAGUUCGAGUUCUUCUGAGAAAUCUCCGUCUGCAGUAUCGACCUCAUUUCAAUCUUCGAGUAUCUAUAAUUACAGUGGGGAAACAAUGGAUCCGGAUCAAACCAUCAUCGUGCCCGUCAUAAGUGGCACUUAUUCACAGACAUGGCAAGAACCUAUUUCGAGCAGUGGCAUUGAAAUGGCGAAUUGCUACUGGGAUUGGGAUGAUAUUGAUGAGCUUGUCUCUACAGAUUUAAACAUUCAAUGGGAUGAUUCUCAGAUCAUCAAACCAUGAGAA